AUGUCUGAUGAAGAUGAGUUCGAGACCGAAUGUGAAAACCUGCAAGGCAUGUUUAUGCAUAGAGGCUACCCUGCUUCCUUGAUUGAUAAUAUAAAGCAAGAAGUUUGUCAUAAAAGAAAAAAUGGGUAUUUUCAGCCUUUACUUAGUGGGUUACAGCAACAGCCCAUGCCAAUGGAAUCUUCAUUGGAUAACAAGAAUAAUAGGGUUUACAUGACCAGCUUCUUAUCGACGUUUUCCCUAGAUUAUGUAUUUAUCAGGGAUAUUAUAAAUAAAAAUUGGAACGUUAUUAGAGAAGAAUUAACAUUGAUUAAAACAUUAGGUGAGAAACCACGUAUUACGUACAUGAGAGGGCUUAACUUGAAAGCAUUACUUGAGAAAAAGACAAAAGUCCCAAAUAGUAGGGUUAAAGAUACUCCAUGCUCAGAUAUGCUAGGAAUGCUGUCUGGUCUAAUUUCCGAUUCACAGAUAACAGCAUCGUCGACACGGGAUUACCAGUGGACCCCCAGUGCAGCUCGUCUAGUCAGUAGCCGCUCAGGGUGGUUCCCCCAGCAGACAGCACUACAGCCAGGGGAAGAGUGGCUGCAAGUGGAUUUGGGCAGCCCCAAGGCCGUAUCAGGAGUUAUUAUUCAGGGGGCACGAGGAGGCGAUAGCAGCAGUGGUUCUGCAUCAGAAAAUAAGGCUUUUGUGAGAAAGUUUAAGGUGUCCCAUAGCAUGUCUGGGGAGAAAUGGGAAUACAUCAAGGACAUGCAUACGCAACAGCCUAUGAUAUUUGAAGGUAAUUUCCAUUAUGAUACACCAGAAAUUCGAAGGAUUGAUCACACCCCUGCACAGUACAUCCGAGUGUAUCCUGAAAGGUGGUCAGUUGCAGGAAUUGGGAUGAGAUUAGAAGUUCUUGGCUGUGACUGGACAGGUGCAACGCCAACUUCUGAAACUCUGAAGACUACCCCAAAGACUGAUGACAUAACUACUUACUCAUCUUGUGAUGAAGACCCUUCAAGUUGCAGUGAAGCAAAAGGUGUUCACCCAACUCCCAUGGCAGAUCGUGGCUUUAACUGCAGCUUUGGCCUCCUGGAUAAACAUGACCUCUGUGGGUGGUCUCAGGAUCCAACAUCAGAUCUUACGUGGUCAUUUCAUUCACAUGCUACCAGAAUGGAUAAUACAGGAAUGAGCCACGACCAUGGCCCAGGCUCUGGCAAUUACCUGAAACUUGAGACUGGCGAACCAAAAGGCCAUCUUAGGGCAAGGAUUGUCAGUCCUGUAAUGUCCAUCACACAAGACCCUUUGUGUUUGGUGUUCCGUUACCAUGUGCAGCAUGAUAAUAUGAACCUUUUACUGGUCUUCCUAAAGACAACAGGACAAGAUGAGAGAGAACUUUGGCUCGUGAAAGGGAACCAAGAGAAUGACUGGAAAGAGGGGAGGAUUAUACUGCCUAUACAUCCAGCAGAGUAUCAGGUCGUGUUUGAAGGCGUGACUAAUUACGGGUAUAAGACAAAUAUAGGCAUUGAUGAUGUCCAUGUAGUGAACAACGUACCCAUAGGACAAUGCAGGGAACCUGUGACGGCAACCAUCAGCAAUGAACCAGAUGCAAGGGGGUCCUUCCCGCCAGGGAUUGAACCCACAAUGGAUACGGUCUCAGUGCAACCCAUUCCAACCUACUGGUACUACAUUAUGGCUGGUGGAGGUGCUUUCCUGGUGUUGGUCUCUGUCGUGUUGGCUGUUGUUCUCUACUGUCACCGGUACCGUUAUUCAGCCAAGAAAAAUGACAACUCAGUCGCCUUCCAAAACUCACAUUUUACCUCUGGGGUCAGGUCGAGCAUUGAACCCAUACUAAUUGUAAAAGCUGAGAAAGAAGAUCACAGUUUAAAAUGUUGAGUGCAUAUGUACACAUAAGAAAGAACCCUGAAGACAUUGCCUACAUUUGCACUUUUCACUGUGUUCAUCAUGGAAACAGCUGCCUUGUUUUCUAAUCGAUGCUGCAUCUUGAUUCGUAAUAAAACUUUUGAAACCUUGGAUGAAACUAUGUAUAUCCUGUCCUUCAGAAUUUCAUGCAAACAUUUUACUGGAUGAAUUGGUGGAAAUCCCAAGGCAUUUCUUGAAUUCUGGAGGUUUACUAAAUCUUUUUGCUGGAAACAUUGGGCCUGAAUGUGCCAUGACCUGGGGUUUAAUUAUUUUAUUUUAUUUUAUUUUUUAAUGGGAAGGGAUGCUUCUUGUUGCCUUAUGUAACCAAAAAUGAUCUUAAAGAGAUGCUUGAUUGUUUCCUGAAUCUGGAAGUUAACCUUUUAAAGGUUAUUUGCAUCCUAUUUGUUAUAAGCAUAAUCAGACAUUUCUGGACCACAUACACCAAUGGUGAGUGUUACAGAUCGAGUUCUUUGUACUAUUUACAUAAUUGCUGAUUGAUAUUCACCAAGAAAUAUGUAAAUGUGGUGUUAUAAUUUAAUGAUUUUCUCCCAGUUUCAAGUUCAUAACAUCAAAGCUAGAAGUAUUUUGAUAAAAGGGUGCCCCUCCCUAACAUCAAAGCUAGAAGUAUUUUGGUAAAAGGGUGCCCCUCCCAUCUAUCAGUUAUGUGCACACACAAAUGCUGUAGGAAGGGAGCUUCAGAGUAAAACUCUACUAAGGACCUACAUCAUUUUAGGUGUAAUUUUAAAGGAAGUAAGCACUGUUUUUAGUGAGUUAACCACUUGGUGUCUGUGAAAAGGCUAAAACCAUUAAAAUGUGUCAUUUUUCCAUACUGUGGAACAGCUCUUGACCUUAGCUCAUUUUGCAGAGGUGUCUUGGUGAAAGGUUCUAGAGUCUUUUUUUAACACAGGGUUAUUUUUCUAAGGAUCUUGCUGAGUGAUGAUGUUUGCUAGACCUAUAACAGUUUAACGGCAUUCAGUACUGU
Messenger RNA from Protopterus annectens (West African lungfish), 2881 nucleotides. Its product is annotated as neuropilin-2-like. The record is from RefSeq and is a predicted model, not a curated record. The transcript is spliced from 9 exons. Gene Ontology annotation, cellular component: membrane. NCBI's taxonomy places the organism in Eukaryota, Metazoa, Chordata, Ceratodontiformes, Protopteridae. The coding region runs from base 1 to 1872 and encodes 623 amino acids.